Messenger RNA from Caretta caretta (loggerhead turtle), 2164 nucleotides. It is a transcript of the gene ME1, whose product is annotated as malic enzyme 1. NCBI's taxonomy places the organism in Eukaryota, Metazoa, Chordata, Testudines, Cheloniidae. The record is from RefSeq and is a predicted model, not a curated record. Gene Ontology annotation, cellular component: mitochondrion. Gene Ontology annotation, molecular function: NAD binding; malate dehydrogenase (decarboxylating) (NADP+) activity. Gene Ontology annotation, biological process: malate metabolic process; pyruvate metabolic process.
CGCCGCUCCUGUCUCCGAGCGGCUCCUCAGCUGACUCAGCGGCGCUUGUGCCCCGGUGACCCCGGCUUGGAGGCGGCGUGUCACGGGCGCUUCCUCCUCCCCGCCCCCGCGGUAUCCUCCCGGCGGACCCUCGCCUCGGCAGCGGCGACAGCAGCGCCCGGCGCAGCCCGCGGAGCUCACCAUGAAGCGGGGCUACGAGGUGACCCGCAACCCGCAUCUCAACAAGGGCAUGGCUUUUACUUUGGAAGAGAGACAACAGUUGAAUAUUCAUGGCCUAUUGCCUCCUUGCUUUCUCAGUCAAGAUGUUCAAGUUUUAAGGAUUCUUGUGAAUUUUGAAAGACAAACAUCUGACCUAGACAGAUACAUUCUGUUAAUGGGUCUUCAGGAUCGAAAUGAAAAGCUUUUCUAUAAAGUGCUGACGUCUAACAUUGAAAAGUUCAUGCCCAUUGUUUAUACUCCCACUGUGGGUCUGGCUUGCCAACAAUAUGGUUUAGCAUUUCGGAGGCCAAGAGGUCUUUUUAUCACCAUCCAUGACCAGGGGCACAUUGCUACAAUGCUUAAAUCAUGGCCUGAAGAUGCCAUAAGGGCUAUUGUGGUGACUGAUGGAGAACGUAUUCUUGGCCUUGGAGACCUUGGCUGUUAUGGAAUGGGCAUCCCAGUUGGCAAAUUGGCCCUUUACACAGCAUGUGGAGGAAUGAAACCACAGGAAUGUCUGCCUGUAAUCCUGGAUGUGGGAACUGAUAAUGAGGAGUUGCUAAAAGAUCCCUUAUAUAUUGGACUGAGGCACAAAAGAGUUCGGGGUCAAGCCUAUGACGACCUUCUUGAUGAAUUCAUGCAAGCUGUGACUUUCAGGUAUGGCAUGAAUUGCCUUAUUCAGUUUGAGGAUUUUGCUAAUGCCAAUGCAUUCCGCCUCCUGAAUAAGUAUCGUAACAAGUACUGCACUUUCAAUGACGACAUUCAAGGAACAGCGUCUGUGGCUGUUGCAGGUCUUCUAGCAGCUCUGCGUAUCACUGAGAACAAGCUGUCCGAUCACAAUAUCCUGUUCCAGGGAGCUGGAGAGGCUGCCCUUGGAAUAGCAAAUCUGAUUAUUAUGGCUAUGCAAAAAGAAGGGACACCAGAACGUGAGGCCAUCAAAAAGAUAUGGAUGGUAGACUCAAAAGGAUUAAUAGUUAAGGAGCGUUCCUCAUUAACAACUGAAAAAGAAAGGUUUGCCCAUAAACAUGAUGAAAUGAAAAAUCUAGAAGAUAUUGUUAGAGCUAUAAAACCAACUGUACUUAUAGGAGUUGCAGCCAUUGGUGGUGCAUUUACAAAUCAGAUUCUCAAGGAUAUGGCUUCCUUUAACAAGCAGCCUAUCAUUUUUGCCCUAAGUAACCCAACCAGCAAAGCAGAGUGCUCUGCAGAGCAGUGCUACCAGAUGACUGAGGGGCGUGGCAUUUUUGCAAGUGGAAGCCCCUUUGACCCUGUGACUCUUCCAAGUGGACGCACUUUCUAUCCUGGACAGGGUAACAAUGCAUAUGUGUUUCCUGGCGUUGCCCUUGGUGUUGUUUCAUGUGGAUUGAGGUAUAUAAGUGAAGAAAUUUUUCUCACUACUGCUGAGGUGAUAGCUCAACAGGUUUCAAAGAAACAUUUAGAGGAGGGUCGUCUCUAUCCUCCAUUAGUUACUAUUCGAGAUGUGUCACUGAAAAUUGCUGUGAAGAUUGCAGAACAAGCCUACAGCAAUAAGACAGCAUCUUUCUAUCCUGAGCCUGAAGACAAGGAAGCAUUCAUCCGCUCACAUGUUUAUAGCACUGAUUAUGACAACUUUGUGGUGGACUCUUACGUCUGGCCCAAGGAAGCCAUGAAAAUACAGACUGGAAAUCUUUAAUAGAAAAUGAACAAGGUAGCAGUAGUUGAAAGAAUUCAGAUACUUAUUACUUUUUUGUCUGUUAAAUCUAAAAAUUGUUAGUUUUUUUUUAAAUCUUUAAUAGAAAAUGAACAAGGUAGCAAUAGUUGGGUUCAAAUAUUUAGUAGUUUUCUGUUAAAUCUAAAAAUUGUUUUUUUUAUAUGCUGAAAACUUUUACAGUAAGACUAAUUUUUUCUUUAAAACUUUGUACUUUUAUUUCAAAUUAAUUGAUUAAGCUGCUAAAAUAACUACACAAGAAUAAAAAUCAAUUUGGGCAAUGGA